Molecule: messenger RNA, 1554 nt
Organism: Abrus precatorius (Indian licorice)
Lineage: Eukaryota; Viridiplantae; Streptophyta; Magnoliopsida; Fabales; Fabaceae
Product: cytochrome P450 86A1-like
Exons: 2
Coding region: 1-1554 (517 amino acids)
Molecular function (GO): heme binding; monooxygenase activity; oxidoreductase activity, acting on paired donors, with incorporation or reduction of molecular oxygen
Source: RefSeq, a predicted model, not a curated record
AUGGAAACACUUUCUCUUCUCUUCACCCUAACUGCUAUUGUUUCUGUAUAUUUCUUUUGGUUUCACCUCCUGGUUCGAACGCUGACCGGUCCAAGAGUAUGGCCUUUCUUUGGCAGCCUCCCAAUUCUCUUCAUGAAUCGUAAUAGGAUUCACGACUGGAUUGCCACAAACUUACACCGAAGCCAUUCAGCCACUUACCAAACCUGCACCUUACCCUUUCCCUUCUUUGCUCGAAAACAGGGUUUCUACACAGUCACAAGUCACCCCAGAAACAUCGAACACAUCCUCAAAACUCGGUUUGAUAACUACCCGAAAGGACCGGAAUGGCAAGCUGCAUUUCACGAUCUUCUAGGUCAAGGAAUCUUCAAUAGUGACGGUGAAACGUGGCUCAUGCAACGCAAAACUGCUGCCUUAGAGUUCACUACCCGAACCCUUAGACAAGCCAUGGCUCGUUGGGUGAAUCGGACCAUAAAAAAUAGGCUUUGGUGCAUUUUAGAUAAAGCUUCAAAAGAAAAGGUUUACGUGGACUUGCAAGACCUUCUCUUACGCUUAACCUUUGAUAAUAUAUGUGGACUCACCUUUGGCAAAGACCCUGAAACUCUGUCUCCGGACCUACCCGAAAACCCUUUCUCUGUUGCCUUUAACACUGCCACUGAAAUCACCUUGCAGAGGCUUCUCUACCCAGGACUAUUGUGGAGAUUCCAAAAGCUUCUUGGUAUUGGUAACGAGAACAAACUGAAGCAGAAUUUAAAGAUAGUUGAAACUUAUAUGAACGACGCCCUUUCCGCUCGCCAGAAAGCACCAUCAGACGACUUGUUAUCGAGGUUCAUGAAGAAGCGUGACGGUGCCGGAAAGCCGUUAAGUGCCGGCGUGCUGCGACAGAUCGCGCUGAACUUCGUGCUAGCUGGCAGGGACACGUCAUCGGUGGCGCUAAGCUGGUUCUUCUGGCUCGUCAUGAACCACCCCGCCGUGGAAGAGAAGAUCAUCGACGAAUUAACGGCAGUUCUCACAGCGACGCGCGGCAGUGACAGGCGAAGGUGGACGGAGGAAGCCGUGGACUUUGAGGAAGCGGAUAAACUAAUUUAUCUCAAGGCAGCAUUGGCCGAAACUCUGCGUUUGUACCCGUCUGUGCCGGAGGAUUUCAAGUACGCGGUCUCCGACGACGUGUUGCCAGAUGGCACGGUGGUUCCAGCAGGUUCGACGGUGACGUAUUCGAUAUACUCAAUGGGGAGAAUGAAAAGUGUGUGGGGUGAGGAUUGCAUGCAAUUUAAUCCAGACCGGUUUUUAUCACUUCAGAAAGACAGGUUUGAACCGCCCAAAGAUGCAUACAAAUUUGUAGCUUUCAACGGUGGACCAAGAACCUGUUUGGGUAAAGACUUAGCUUAUCUGCAGAUGAAGUCUGUAGCUGCUGCUGUGCUUCUGCGUUACCGGCUGUCUCCAGUUCCUGGUUAUCAGGUGCAACAAAAGAUGUCGCUCACUCUCUUCAUGAAACAUGGACUCCGUGUAUUCUUGCAUCCACGUCAACUCCAACCAAAGGUUGCUAGGUCUGCAUAA